AUUGUAGACACAGGUAUAAAGGUUCCUAAUGACCGGAGGAUCGUCUGUACGUCAUUCUCGUGGAAUUCACCUCUCCUAAAAUCGCCGUGGGGAGUCAAAAACGAGGGUACGGUAAAAGCAAGAGUAGAGAAUCGUGUACCGUACGAUUUUAGCUGAGGGUAGGCGGGCUUUUUUUUUUUUCUUCCACCAGACCCCCUCGGUAACUAUCCGUUCAAAUUGAAAUUCCCACCGUUUCUUUUUUAUUUCUUCAUCCCCGGGAGCCAUCCGGUGUGGUCCUGAUAACGAGGGAGAGCGCCAGAGGGAGAACGAAUAAUUGGGGGUAAUUGGGAUUUUCUUGGUUCAGGGCUAUUAACAUUCCCGGGGGAAUGCAUUCGCGGUGGACAGGACAAUUCGAGGGGCAGAACGGAGAUGUGCAUUCGUAGGUGUGGGGGUAUUAGUAUAUAGGCAUAAUCACUUGUGAAUCUGACGGGAGAAGUCGAGGGGAAAUGAGACGAAACCGGUCUCAACGUCGCACAAUCAGGGCUAUUCGCGAAUUUAAUGUUUCAUUGCGAAUUUCAAAUUUUAUUCCACUUUUAUUUUCAUAGUUUACCUACUUUUACAUCAAACUUUGUGGGUAAAAUACAAAUUUUAUUCGUUUUGUUCAUGUUUUAUGGUCGAUGGCUCUUAAUAAACUUUAUCCUUCGCAAUUACCGUGUGCGAAAUAUUCAAAAAUGUUAUGUUCGCGCGGCCAUCUUGCGUAACGCGCAUUCAAGUCAUUCACGUGGACAACGACUUAAUGCAACGGAAUCAGCAAUUAGUUUCGCAAAGUAUAAACAAUAUUACGUAAACCAUGUUUGUCGAAUAAUCGGGUGUAUCUGGGAGGUGGUGGGUAACGCGGAUGGCGCGGGUGUGAUCUUGUAGAUUCUGGAAUGGUCGGUGAGGUACCGUCUAGGCGCCACGAUCUCCAGCCAGUCACCUUCCAGCACCCCAACAGAAAUUAUAGGGAAGUGCGGACGCUUAUGGAGCGGUUCCAACGGUUAAAUUUCCAGGCGGUGGCGCAUGAACGAUGAUGAUGAAUGUACCUGUCGGUAAGGCAGGCAUGGCAUUACCACGGAGAAGGUGGCACUCAAUUUGUGAGGAGAUUUGCGAAUUUUCUGUCUCCAGGAAUAUUUUAAAAUCCAUUUUUCGCGUUGUUCUGGGCUUCUCGGCCACCUGGAGAAUAAAGGGCUGAAAGGGCUCGAAGACAUUGUGAUUACUCUCCACUUCAAUUUAUUAUCAACAGUGGUGCAUUCCUGGUGGUGCCUCAUGCCUGCCACAGGACAUCAUGAGAAAAAUUAAAAUUAUGAUUGUUAAUGAGCCAGUGGGAUACAAAAAAAAACUAAUUAAUUUUCCCAUUUACCACCCCCGCUGGCUAAAUACAUUGUGACUUCUAGUUAAUACACAUUUUUAGGAAAAACCUCAACUUGUUGGUUAUGUUCUUCAUAUAUAUGUCGAAUUAUAAAUGUUUAUAACUUCCAUUAAUUGAUUUUUUUUAUCAAAAUGAGGAGUAUCGAGCUGGCUAUAUUCACAAGUUAAAAUUACUAUUAAUCUAUGAAAUGAGGGGAAAAUGAUUUUAACCAACUUCAGUAUUAUUUACUUAACAGAAUUUAUUUUGUUUUUUUUUUAUAAAGUACGGAAAUUGGAAUUGUCCACAAUUUCUUCCUCCAGUUCUUCUUCAUGAAGUUACUGAAUUUCUUAGGGCAUUAGCUCCUCAAUUUAAAUUAUAUAAUCCAAUCAAAUUUGUUGGAGUUGAAAAUCAUAGCUAAUUAUUCUUUGCUGUCUUCAAAGCUUGUUUACUUUGUCCUUCGAUCACAUGAAUUCUAGUGGUUUUAUUUUACUCCUCUGGGUAUUCCCCUUGAGCUUAUCGUUUGAUGUGCAGACAGAGUUGAGUAAAUAUUGCAGAGAUAAAGAGAGAUUAAUAACUUCUGAUGAGCUUGAUGAAUAUCUUCUGGUUGACGCCGAACUGGAAUCAACUCUUGGACUCGAAUGUCAUUUUUGCAAUGAAGCCAGUGACAGUCAGCCCAGAGUAUGGUACUUCCAAGAUCGCCUCGAAGGGGAAGAGGAGAAGGAAGUCGACCUGGGAAUGGCCAACAACAUGUCCUCCAAUAAGAUCCACUUGACCCCGGAAUUAAAUCUUAUCAUCAAGGACUUCAAUCUCAACGACGCUGGGAUUUACAGGUGUCAUGGAGGGUUGGGUCAGGACGUGGAGAAUAAAUUCAAUUAUAGGGUAGAACCCAUUUCUAAGGACGUACUCGAUAUUGGAACUGCCAAGGGAAACAUCUCCGAUUGGGAGAAGUACAGGGAGGUCAAUCUGAGGCCUGUGACACUUCGUCUAGCUGUAUCUAAAAUGAAACCCUUGGCGGAGAUUCGUGCUGCUGGUGUUUCCCUCGAAAUAGUCUCUGAAUGGAGUGUUUGGAGUCCUUGUCAGAAGUGUAAAGGAAAGAAAGGGAUAAAAACUAGCAAAGGGCAGUGUAGAAUCAAGAGGUCAUUAGAAAACCGAACAAUGGUGACCGAAGAUGCAGAUCACAUAGUAAAAUUCUUCUCCAAAUCUCCUCUCCUUCCCUGUAAAUCCCUGAUCCUGGAAGCUGAAUUCCCAGCCAUCAGCAGUGCCACCAAGCAUCUCCCAGAAUUCAUCCUGGAAGAGAAAUGCAAGAAGUGCCCGAGAGAGAAGAAAGCGAAGAAGAACAAAUUUAAGUACAAGAAGAGGUACACUCUAGCUGAUGGUGCUCAUCUGGCUUUGGUGUGUCCUGAGAGUACUCUAGAGUCACAAAUUGUCUGGAGAAAGGACUCGAUAGUCUUGAAGAAGGGAACCGGCAGAUCCUUUAGGAAGAAAGACAAAGAGGCCAGGGUGAUGGUCGAUACUUUCUCAACCCUCUAUUUGAUUGGAGUAUCGAGUCACGAGGAGGGGAAUUACACGUGUUAUGUAGAUGAUGUUAGAAUGAUGCAAGUCAAAAUCAGAGUCGUUUCCAAAAGUCGAUUGUUAACGCAAGCAUUUUUUCGUCACAUGGGUUACCUCGGCUUCAUCUUCCUGCUCACAUCGUUCUGUUACUGCGGUGGGCUGAUCAUAGCUUGCAGAAAGAAGAACAGAUUCACAACGAAGGUGUCCAUCGACGAAGCCGAAGACUAAUGCAAAAAAAAAAAA
Diachasmimorpha longicaudata is the source of this 3160-nucleotide messenger RNA. RefSeq lists its product as uncharacterized. The coding region runs from base 1832 to 3145 and encodes 437 amino acids. The transcript has 6 exons. Lineage: Eukaryota; Metazoa; Arthropoda; Insecta; Hymenoptera; Braconidae. The record is from RefSeq and is a predicted model, not a curated record.